UGCUAAACUACAUCUGGGGACUGUCGCCUUUCUGCUAGAGUGCGCAAAAACUCUACAAUACAAGAAACAGACACCUAGGAAUUAUAGUUCAGUCUGAGACUGAGAAAUACUGUCGGUUACUGUUCGUUUCACGAAGAAGGCUAAGGCUAUACAAACUGUCCCAAAGGUUUCAUAUGCUGUGGGAGAAACUGGCUGCUUCUUAGCGAAAGUACAUUACUGCAACAGCACUCAGCGUUUCAUACUUAGGUGUUCUGUGAUACUGGUUGGUAGUACUAUACUGUACUCCGUCGAGCUAAAGGUUGGUUUACUAUUAAAAACCAGAAUUGCGUUAGUGUUUUAAAAGACAUAUUCAACUAGGAACUAAAAUGACUUACAAGAAUGUUUCUCUCCGGAAUUAUAAAUGCAGGACGGCAUCUGCAGUUUAAAGCAAUGACCGCUUUGAUGAAAAGGAUUCAUGGAAUCUUUUUAAAAGUUAUUCUUUUUCCAAUCGGACCGAACAACAAUGUGCCCAAACCCAGGGCGUCCGAGGUACUAACGCAACACCUGCAGCAGAGGCGGCUUCCCUUCUGGACCUCGUUUUGCGUCAGCUACAGCGCCGUGGAGAAUGACCAGUUUGGACUGUCACAUUUUAACUGGCCGGUGCAGGGGGCCAACUAUCACAUACUGAGGACCGGGUGCUUCCCUUUCAUCAAGUACCACUGCUCCAAAGCACCCUGGCAGGACUUAGAAUUUGAAAACAAGUUCUUUACAGCUUUAAAAGUUAUUAAUUUAGGUAUCCCUACGUUAGCAUAUGGCAUCGGCUCUUGGUUUGUCGCAACAGUGCCCGAGACUGUGCACACAAGUUCAGGCCCUGUCACUGUGUAUUUUGCCUAUAAAGAGGAUGAAGGUGCUAUGUUUUAACUAGGCAUAAUAGAAAAGGUAUCUGCUAUUGUUGUACAUGUUAUAAUGUACAUGAUCCUGAUGUAUUUAUUGAAUUUGCAAUAAAUUACAAAUGUUUCAGAUA
Acipenser ruthenus (sterlet) is the source of this 1003-nucleotide messenger RNA. RefSeq lists its product as uncharacterized. Lineage: Eukaryota; Metazoa; Chordata; Actinopteri; Acipenseriformes; Acipenseridae. Bases 379 to 900 code for a protein of 173 amino acids. The record is from RefSeq and is a predicted model, not a curated record. The transcript is spliced from 3 exons.